Molecule: messenger RNA, 1583 nt
Organism: Notothenia coriiceps (black rockcod)
Lineage: Eukaryota; Metazoa; Chordata; Actinopteri; Perciformes; Nototheniidae
Product: stress-70 protein, mitochondrial-like
Exons: 2
Coding region: 32-352 (106 amino acids)
Source: RefSeq, a predicted model, not a curated record
GUAAGUCGCUUUGGAUAAAAGCGUCAGCUAAAUGAAAUGUACCCCUCAUGUAUUUUUCGCACGAGCCAUCUUUAUUCAUUCCUGUUUCCUCUCCGUCCGUCCUCAGUGCACCAAGCUGAAGGAGGAAAUCACCAAGGUCAAGGACCUUCUGGCCAACAAGGACUCAGAAACGGGAGAGAACAUCAAGCAGGCGGCCACCACCCUGCAGCAGGCCUCACUCAAACUCUUUGAGAUGGCUUAUAAAAAGAUGGCAGCAGAACGCGACGGUAGCGGCGGCGGCAGCAGCAGCGACGGCAGCAGCGGUAGCAGCUCGGGCUCUUCAGAGGGCGAGAAGAAGGAGGGACAGCAGUAGAUCUUUCACUUGUGUGUCAGUGUUUCCAUGACAACGGUGGACCCUUGAGUGACGAGCUGAAGUCAUUCUCACUAUAAUAUAUUAUUCUACUGUGUUUUGGCAGUAAAAUCCUCUAGCGAAAUGAUAAAUGUCAAUGUAGGCUCCUCCAUGUCUGUCUGUAAUUUAAUUGUCAAAAUCAAAGUGUGUUAAUUUUUACACAGCUGUUGAUUUACAUUCUGAGGUAGUGAAGGUUCUGUUUUGUAGGUUCCAUGUGGUUCUGCUCCAUCCUCUGAAGAAGCCUGUCCAUGGCUCUGAUAAUUUCAUGUUUGUACCAGUUGAGUGGAGGACAGCCCUACGCAGUCUACAUAAUGUAAUAUUGUGCUCUACAUCAGUUAUAGCCAUCUUGUUUUUAAAAGUGCGCUCAUAGCAACCUGGAGGUGGGAAGUUACUGUAUAAAACACUUUAAAUACAUGAGCCUUGUUCUGUCAGAAACGUGUCACUCCUCAGUUGUCCUGGGGUCACUCAAGAGUUCCAAACCAAUGCACAUCUGUGAUAAUAAUUCAUUACUGUCAUGUUCGAGAUCUGGAAUUAUGAUCCUAUUUGUCCUUAUUUCUUCAACAACACGAGGCUUGCUACGUUGGGGCUUGUUUUGUUCAUAUCUGACAUUUUUAAACUGCCGAUGGACAUUAUUGUAGAGAAGCAGUGAUAAGGGGGAAGGACAGAAAAUAAAUAAAUCAAAUCUGUGGAUGAGGUCAACCUUAGGUUUUCUUUUCUCAUUUAAUAAGAAUGUAAAGCCUUGAUUUGUGAGAACACCAAUUAUUAUUUUUUAUAUUUGCGUCCUUACUCAGCGUUCUGACUGAAACCAUGUCUGAAAGAUCUGCUGGCUAAACUAGCAACACAAUCAUCUGAUUUUGAAAUGGAACAAUUGAAGAUGAGGCCUGGGUUUACUUCAGACAGAUACUGGAAUGCAGGAUGAGCCUGGCCCUGUCAUGCCUGCGUUAUGAAGUGUUGUUUCUGCCACAAAGUGCUCUGUGCAGUGUACCAUCUGCUACUGGCUUGCCUGAUAAUGUUCAAUUUGGCUCAACUCUUGAAGAGAGCGGUGAGGCCAGCAGGACGCAGCGUGUGGAACUGAAUUAGGGGACGAUUUGUUUUCUUUUUGUGUGUGGGCGGGAUUAUAUAAUGGAGUGGAAAGUGAGGGCCAAGAUAAUAGUUGCUGUCUUUUCUAAUAAAACAUCUCAAAUUUGAAAUGUUA